UCUUAGGGUUUUAAUGACCACGUAACCCGAAUGCAUGGCAUCUUAGGGUUUUAAUUUAUAGCCUUCAGGCUUCAUCUUCUCAUCCUAUUUCAAAACCCUAGCUCUCUUGAAGAAGCAACUGUUUCCAUGGACAAACUUCCUGAGUCUCUGCUACUCGAAAUCCUGAGUCGACUCGACAACUCAGCCGACGUUGCUUGCUGCCGAGUCGCUUCCAAGGCUUUCAAUAAUGUUUUUCCAGACCUUCGAUCAAUUAACCUACUAUGCUCAUGCCCAUGGUGCGGUACUUCAGGCUCUGUUUCUCCGAGUUGUUUCAAGAAGGUUUUUCUGGACCUUAUUUCUAAACUGAGAGUUGUUGAAUCGGUGUGUAUCGGCCUUCAUGACGCCAUUGGAGUUGAUCCCGUAGAUGAGGAAUUUUUAAAGGAGUGGCUGCCUAGGGUUUCCCAAACCUUGAAAUCGCUUUCGUUAUUUCGUCUUCCUUUGAAUGUUUUGCCUCUGAUUUCUAAGUAUUGUCAUAAUCUUGUUGAGUUAAAUCUAGGUUAUGGAUGGCUGUCUGUGUACAACUUGAAUCCAAUGCCAAUGCUUACUACCUUGACACUUGCACAUUCAAGUUUAGAAGAUCAACACCUAAACCAGUUUAAUAAGUGUUUCCCUAAUCUUCAAGUUCUUAAGUUGGUAGGUAUCAUAGGACUUAAAGAUCCAAAGUUCCACCAUCUCAACCUCCAAACCUGUCAUUGGUCUGUAUAUCAUAAGCAACCGUCUUUGACUCUGAUAACACCAAACCUCAUCACACUCAGAAUUGAAUGUUUCUGUUACACUGCAAUUCAUGUUGAAGCUCCCAUGUUAUCUCACUUUCAUCUUAGCCUUGAUACCCUUAAACAUGCUGGCUUCUUACUUUCAGAAUUCCCGACCACAAAAACAGUAGAAACUUUGAUAUUGGAUUCGAGAAGCAAAGCACCAAGAGACGCUAGAUAUUCAAAAUUUACCCUAGAGAAGGUGUUCAGGGUUUUUCCGAACGUGAGUUUUCUACGUAUUAAUUCAGGUGCUUGGUCGGAAUUAGAAGCUUGUUUGAAUCCAGAAGGUUGGGAGAUUUUGGAUGGGAGUAAAGGAUUGAAGACAAUCUGUGCAUAUCUGAUGUUAGUUGACCCGUUGUUGACUUUCUCAUAUGUUGCACGUCUGUUGGACCAAUGCGUAGGCUUGUCACUGGUCUCGUUGCUUAUCCACUGUUGUGUUGAUGGUACUCAAUGUAAAAGUUUCAGGUCUAAGUGCAUGGCUCAUUGGCCUGGGUUGAAGUGGCGGUGGGGAAUAUGGGGUGAAGGCAUGAAAGAUACUUGGAUAACCGAUCUACAGAUAACCGAACACCCCAAAUCAUCUAAGAAGCUCCGGUUGUGAUGAAGUAAGAUCGAUCAUAUGUCAUUUGUAAUCGUUUCUAUUGAUGAAGGCUUUUAACAUUUUUAGUUUAUGUUACAGGCUAGUGUGUUUUUAUGAAAUAUGUGAUUGGUUGGUGUGCAAUAUUUCCAGAAUAUUAUUGGUUUUGAUCUACAAUAUAUUAUACUAAAC
This is a messenger RNA of Helianthus annuus (common sunflower), 1557 nucleotides long. Its product is annotated as F-box/LRR-repeat protein At4g29420. NCBI's taxonomy places the organism in Eukaryota, Viridiplantae, Streptophyta, Magnoliopsida, Asterales, Asteraceae. Bases 127 to 1389 code for a protein of 420 amino acids. The record is from RefSeq and is a predicted model, not a curated record. Gene Ontology annotation, molecular function: protein binding. The transcript is spliced from 2 exons.